Messenger RNA from Cataglyphis hispanica, 1146 nucleotides. RefSeq names its product NKAP family protein CG6066. The coding region runs from base 227 to 1042 and encodes 271 amino acids. The record is from RefSeq and is a predicted model, not a curated record. Lineage: Eukaryota; Metazoa; Arthropoda; Insecta; Hymenoptera; Formicidae. Gene Ontology annotation, cellular component: nucleus. The transcript has 4 exons. Gene Ontology annotation, molecular function: chromatin binding. Gene Ontology annotation, biological process: regulation of gene expression.
AGAAAAUGAACGCGUUUGAAAAAACAUGAGAAAAAUAAAUAGAUAAUAUUAUAUUUAUAUAAAGAUAAGAUAUCUAUAAAAAAGGAAGAAGGAAAACACAAACUAAUAUAGAAAAAUAAUAAACCUGUCGUGUAUAAUUGUUUCGUUUUUGUGCAGAGAUAAAGGUGAAACGGAAACAGUGAUAAUAAGUGCAUCCUUCUGAUAGAUAUCUGUAAAAUAACGAAAAAUGAUGAACGAAAAGAUGAUGGAUGCGCGAAGACGCGAAAGAGAAUUAAUUGGAUUACGUGGAGUACCUGAGGCUUGGAGCAAAUCUCCUAUUCAUAUCGAACAUAGUUCAGACGAAGAAUCUGAAGAUCUGAUCAAACAGAAGGAUAAUAUUAUACCAAAGGAUCGCAAGAGAAAAAAACAUGAUACUAAAAAAAAGAAGAGUAAAAAAUUGAAAAAGGAAAAGAAAGCAAAAAAGGAAAGAAAGAGGGAACGAAAGGCAAAGAAGGAGGCAAAGAGGGAAAGGAGGAAAAGAAAGAAAGCAAAGAAAGACACAGAUAGCAGUAGUUCCGACGAUAGCAGCAGUAACAGCAGUGACGAGGAGGUCUGGGUAGAGAAGACCGCCGUCACGGAUAAGCCGAGAUCGAAAGGUUCAAGUUCGGACGACAGUGGCGGAGAUGAUGGUACGAUAGGACCCGCUCCAAAACCACAUGUGACUCUCUCGGCUAAGGAUUUCGGUAAGGCUCUGCUACCAGGUGAGGGUGCGGCAAUGGCAGCUUACGUAGCAGAAGGAAAACGUAUACCCAGAAGAGGUGAGAUUGGCCUCACGUCGGAGGAAAUCGCUUCGUAUGAAUCUGUUGGUUAUGUAAUGAGCGGCAGCAGGCAUCGUCGCAUGGAAGCAGUUCGUAUACGUAAGGAGAAUCAGAUCUACUCUGCGGAUGAGAAGCGUGCCUUGGCAAUGUUCAGUAAAGAGGAACGACAAAAGAGGGAAAAUCUUAUACUAGGACAAUUUAGAGAAAUGAUUAACCAGAAGAAAUUGGCACAGGAGAAAAAUUAAGUAAAGACUUUAAUGUAUAUGUAGAAUGCAAAUUCUCUUGUAUAAAUUUUUGUAUAAUGCUAAGUCUUUGUAUAUUAAAUAAAAACAAUAUAUAGAAAAUUAUA